Molecule: messenger RNA, 1362 nt
Organism: Saxophila tyrrhenica
Lineage: Eukaryota; Fungi; Ascomycota; Dothideomycetes; Mycosphaerellales; Extremaceae
Gene: CEG1
Product: Dcp1p-Dcp2p decapping enzyme complex alpha subunit
Exons: 1
Coding region: 1-1362 (453 amino acids)
Biological process (GO): 7-methylguanosine mRNA capping
Cellular component (GO): mRNA capping enzyme complex
Molecular function (GO): ATP binding; mRNA guanylyltransferase activity
Source: RefSeq, a predicted model, not a curated record
AUGUCAGGCGCACCAGUCAGCCUCGAUAGCAUCGCGACCAAGAUCCCUCAGGAGGAUGCCCACUUCCACCGCGAAACCGUGGCCGACCUCUUGGACCGCAAACAGACUAACUUCCCCGGCGCGCAACCCGUCUCCUUCGCGCGACGGCACCUCACCGAGCUCCGACACACCGACUACUUCAUGUGCGAGAAGACCGACGGAAUCCGCUGCCUCAUGUUCCUCACCGAGAUCACGAUUAACCACCAACCCGCCGAAGCGCAGUUCCUCGUCGACCGCCGCAACGACUACUACUACGUCCAAACCGACUCGCUGCACCUCCCCGUCCCAGGCCCGGACGUCAGCAUGUACCACCGCGGCACGCUGCUGGACGGCGAGCUCGUGAAGCAAAAGCUCAAGAACGGCUUCAGACUCGCCUACCUCAUCUUCGACAUCCUAGCCAUCGACGGCGAGAACGUCACACAAAAGGGCUUCGACAAGCGCCUCGCGCGCAUCCAAGAACAUAUCGCCAAACCGCUCAAAGACUUCUCGCGCAAGUACCCGGAUGAUGUCGCGGCGCAACCGUUCCAGGUCGCGAUGAAGGAGAUGGAGUUCCCGUACGGGACGGAGAUGAUGUUCAGAGACAAGAUCCCGAACUUACCGCAUGGCAAUGAUGGGUUGAUAUUCACGAGUCGGGAGGACAAGUAUACUUUUGGCACGGACCCGAAGAUUCUGAAGUGGAAGCCGCCGCAUGAGAAUACGAUUGAUUUCCGGUUGGUUCUGGGCGCGUUUCCGAUGGAGAGGGAUGAGGAGGGAGAGUAUGAGGAUUGGGAUGCUAUGCCAGAUAUGGAGUUGUGGGUGAAUCAUGGGGAUGGGCAGGGGAAGGGGUAUAGGUUCUUUGAUGUGCUUACGGUGAGGGAGGCGGAGUGGGACGCGUUGAAGAAACUGGGACAGCAACUGGAUGGGCGGGUGAUAGAAUGCUAUCGCGAUCCGGACGCGGAUAGAGGUGUGGAUGUGUGGCGGCCGAAGCUCGACGAUGGUGUGCCCAGGUUCAGAGACGACAAGAAAGAUGCCAAUCACAUCUCGACGGUCGAUAGUGUGCUGGAGAGUAUACGGGAUGCUGUGACGGAGCAGGACUUGAAGGCGGAGGCGCAUGCGAUACGGACAGCGUAUAAGGAGAGGUUGAAGGUAAGGCAGGAAGCGGAGAAGAGGAGGGUCGAGGAGGAAAGGAGGAGGUAUGAGGAGGAGAAGAGGAGGGCGGCCGAGGAAGCUGCGAGGCGGGAGGCUGCGGCGGUCAAUGGAAAGCAUGAGGCACAGCAGAAUGGGAACGGGGUGAAGGAUGAGGAGGAGGAGGACGACGAUGGACCGGUGUACUCUGAGGAUUAA